Messenger RNA from Ophidiomyces ophidiicola, 819 nucleotides. RefSeq names its product Proteasome subunit alpha type-6 (gene PRE5). Gene Ontology annotation, cellular component: proteasome core complex, alpha-subunit complex; nucleus; proteasome core complex. Gene Ontology annotation, biological process: ubiquitin-dependent protein catabolic process. The record is from RefSeq and is a predicted model, not a curated record. Bases 1 to 819 code for a protein of 272 amino acids. The transcript is spliced from 3 exons. Lineage: Eukaryota; Fungi; Ascomycota; Eurotiomycetes; Onygenales; Onygenaceae.
AUGUUCCGAAAUAACUACGAUAAUGAUUCAGUUACAUUCUCCCCGCAAGGAAGGAUUUUCCAAGUUGAAUAUGCGCAGGAGGCUGUCAAGCAAGGCUCGGUAGUAGUAGGAAUUGUCAGCAAAACACACGCAGUACUCGCUGCACUUAAGGCACGUCCCUUCAUCUCUUCUAUCAGAAAUGCAGAAGAACUUUCCUCUUACCAGAAGAAGGUCAUCGCUAUUGACUCUCACAUGGGAAUUGCCAUCGCCGGCCUCGCCUCUGAUGCGCGCGUGCUUUCCAAUUUUAUGAAACAACAAUCACUUUCCUCAAAAAUGACAUAUGGCCGUUCCAUCCCUAUAGAACGCAUCGUCAAUAGAAUUGGUGAUCGCGCGCAAACGAACACGCAACACUACGGCAAGAGACCCUACGGUGUGGGGUUGCUUAUAGCUGGUGUUGAUGAGGCAGGGCCCCAUCUGUUUGAGUUCCAGCCCUCUGGCAUGACCCACGAGAUGAUCGCAUGUGCCAUUGGUGCUAGGAGCCAGAUGGCUCGGACAUAUUUAGAAAAGCAUUUGGAUGAAUUUGAGGACUGUGGGCGGGAUGAGUUAAUCAGUCAUGCUCUAAGGGCACUAAAGGAAAGUCUAUCGCAGGAUAAAGAGCUAACUAUUGACAAUACUACGAUUGGUGUGACGGGUAUCGGUACCGAGGCUUCCAAAGGAAAGAUGGAUAUAUUUAAGGUGUAUGAUGGGCAAGAAGUCACGGCCUUCCUUGAAGUUAGCGUGGGCGAAACCGUUUCUGCUACCGCCGAACACCAGGGCGAAUCGAUGGAGGUAGAUUCCUAG